AUGCUAUUAGAUUUUAUUAAUCAAAAUCUAAAUAACUGCACAUUUAUACUGUGUUUAGGAUUAUCACUAAAUGAAGAAGGAACAAAAUUAAUCUCCUGUGUAUCUGAUCUAAAACUAAUAAUUAUGGAAGUUUCAAAUAAACAAAAUUGGAUAGUCAAAUAAAUAAUAUAAAAAUCAUUGAAGGGAUUUAGAAUUAAUUUCAUUACUAAUGAUAUAUUCAUCUUUUGA
Messenger RNA from Paramecium primaurelia, 228 nucleotides. The record is from the annotation of a GenBank genome assembly. Lineage: Eukaryota; Ciliophora; Oligohymenophorea; Peniculida; Parameciidae.